AUGUCUUUUCGCAAGCGUAAUGUCGUCAUUGGAGCUGCUGGGUCUUCAUCUCCCAUCGUUCGACAAGAGAAGUCUCUUGCACCUGGGACAAGACCAUCUCCAUUAGAUGGACGUUUGACAACCUCAACAGGCACACAGUCUUUGGAUCAGCUCUUGUCAGGUCAUGCUGGAAUCCCAAUGGGCACUUCCUUGCUCGUUGAAGAGACAGGAACUACGGACUUUGGAGGAGUGCUUUUGCGAUACUAUGCCGCCGAAGGACUUGUCCAAGGACAUCAAGUUCACCUCUUGGGAUUUGGCGAUGCUUGGAGAAGAGAGCUUCCUGGUCUUGGAAGUCCUGAUGGCUCUAAGAAGAGCAGCAAGCCAACCUCAUCAUCGGACGAAAAGAUGAAGAUUGCUUGGCGUUACGAGACACUCGGACAGCGCAAUGUUCCAGUCAGAGAUUCCCAAGCACCGACGACUCCCGGACAGACACCGAGUACGUUUUGCCAUGGUUUCGACCUGACCAAGCGUCUUGAGAACAGUGUCAUCAAGGGCCAGCUUCACACGACCCCAGUGGAAGGUCCCUUGACAUCUCCAACAAACACGCCUUUCCACAAGUUCAUUACCGAUUUGUCCUCCAAAAUCAAGAACUCGCCACCUUCUACCGUUCAUCGGAUCGUGGUACCCAGCCUCCUCUCGCCUACACUGUACAAUUCUGCUGCCAGUCAACCCAAGGAGGUCCUCGAGUUCCUCCAUGCUUUGAGAGCACUUCUUCGACAGUACUCAACCCAGGUCACGGCAUUUGUGACUAUUCCAGUUACUUUGUUCCCUCGUUCUACAGGACUAACACGGUGGAUGGAGUUACUAUCUGAUGGAGUUCUCGAGUUGAUUCCUCUACAACACCAAGCUCCAGUUGUUCGGGAGCCCGGCAAUGAAGACAAGGGCCAAGGACUACUGCGUGCCCAUAGCUUACCCGUGUUCCAUGAAAAGGGCGGUGGCCUGGAAGGUACCUGGAACAGGGAAAACCUGUCUUUCAAGCUGAGCAGUUCCAGUGGGCUGGUAAUCACACCCUUUAGUCUACCACCGAUUGGAGACGAGGAAGAGCCAAGCAAAGGAACCAAGCCCAACGAUCACAAGAAGGAGACAUUGGAUUUUUGA
Fusarium redolens is the source of this 1137-nucleotide messenger RNA. Its product is annotated as Elongator complex protein 4. Lineage: Eukaryota; Fungi; Ascomycota; Sordariomycetes; Hypocreales; Nectriaceae. The coding region runs from base 1 to 1137 and encodes 378 amino acids. Gene Ontology annotation, biological process: tRNA wobble uridine modification. The transcript has 2 exons. Gene Ontology annotation, cellular component: transcription elongation factor complex; elongator holoenzyme complex; cytoplasm. The record is from RefSeq and is a predicted model, not a curated record.